AUGGUGAAUGAUGAAGGAAGGCAUUACACUGUUUGCCUCCUAGAGAAAACUUGCAGUUGUGGGCGGUUCCAAGUUGACGAAUUACCAUGCCCACAUGCUUGGGCUGUCUUGAAAAGCAAGUUUCUAAUGCCGGAAAAUUAUUGCUCGGACUAUUACAAACCAAAUUCUGUUGUAAUGACAUACGAGGUACCGUUGUAUCCACUGCCUGACCGAAGUGAAUGGAAUAUACCAGCACAUACAUCAGAGGAAGUUGUCUUACCACCCAAAUGGAAAAGACCUCCUGGAAGGCCAAAGAAGAAGCACGAUAAGCCGUUAAGUGAAUUGUUUUAG
Messenger RNA from Nicotiana tabacum (common tobacco), 330 nucleotides. Lineage: Eukaryota; Viridiplantae; Streptophyta; Magnoliopsida; Solanales; Solanaceae. The record is from RefSeq and is a predicted model, not a curated record.